Molecule: messenger RNA, 2299 nt
Organism: Peromyscus californicus insignis
Lineage: Eukaryota; Metazoa; Chordata; Mammalia; Rodentia; Cricetidae
Gene: Pdcd4
Product: programmed cell death 4
Exons: 13
Coding region: 343-1752 (469 amino acids)
Biological process (GO): negative regulation of DNA-templated transcription
Cellular component (GO): nucleus; cytosol
Source: RefSeq, a predicted model, not a curated record
UUUCACUUCCCUCCCUCUCGGCCUGGGCUGCAGCUUCGCCGCCACGAUUGGCUGCCGGACCUCCUCCUCUCGGCCAAUAAACGCCACGCCGUCGCCCCCGUGUUACUGGGUAGAACAAAACAAAAACAAACAGAGCGAGCCGGGCCAGAGGCGCUCCGAGGCGGCGGCGGAGGCUGAGGAGUGGGGUCGGGGCCAGGUGGACCGGAGGCCCGGGCGAGCGGCGGCGGCGGCGGCGGCGGCGGCGGCGGCGGCGGCGGCGGCGGCGGCGGCCGGAGGAGAUUUUAAAGGAAGACUUCCAUUUCAUAAUUUGUGUAUAAUCAGUGCAAGCAAAAUUAAGGAAAAAUGGAUGUAGAAAAUGAUCAGAUUCUGAACGUAAACCCCACUGAUCCUGAUAACUUAAGCGACUCUCUCUUUUCUGGUGAUGAAGAAAAUGCUGGCACUGAGGAAAUAAAGAAUGAAAUAAAUGGAAAUUGGAUUUCCGCAUCCUCUAUUAAUGAAGCUAGAAUUAAUGCCAAGGCAAAAAGACGACUACGGAAAAACUCGUCCCGGGACUCUGGCAGAGGCGAUUCCGUCAGUGAUAACGGAAGUGAAGUCAUUAGAAGUGGAGUGGCUGUGCCCACCAGUCCAAAAGGAAGGUUGUUAGAUAGACGGUCCCGAUCUGGGAAAGGAAGGGGGCUGCCAAAGAAAGGUGGUGCAGGAGGCAAGGGUGUCUGGGGUACACCUGGACAGGUGUAUGAUGUGGAGGAGGUGGAUGUGAAAGACCCGAACUAUGAUGAUGACCAGGAGAACUGUGUUUAUGAAACUGUGGUUUUGCCUCUGGAUGAGACAGCAUUUGAGAAGACUUUAACACCAAUUAUACAAGAGUACUUUGAGCAUGGAGAUACCAAUGAAGUUGCAGAAAUGUUAAGAGAUUUAAACCUUGGUGAAAUGAAAAGUGGAGUGCCUGUGUUGGCAGUGUCCUUAGCAUUGGAGGGGAAGGCCAGUCAUCGAGAAAUGACAUCCAAGCUGCUUUCUGACCUUUGUGGGACAGUAAUGAGCACAAAUGAUGUGGAGAAGUCAUUUGAUAAGUUGUUGAAGGAUCUACCUGAAUUAGCAUUGGAUACUCCUAGAGCACCACAGUUGGUGGGCCAGUUCAUUGCCAGAGCUGUUGGAGAUGGAAUUUUAUGUAAUACUUAUAUCGACAGUUACAAAGGAACUGUAGAUUGUGUACAGGCUAGAGCUGCUUUGGAUAAAGCUACUGUGCUUCUGAGUAUGUCUAAAGGUGGAAAGCGCAAAGAUAGUGUGUGGGGAUCUGGAGGCGGGCAGCAGUCUGUCAAUCACCUUGUUAAAGAGAUUGAUAUGCUGCUUAAAGAGUAUUUACUCUCUGGAGAUAUCUCUGAAGCUGAACACUGCCUUAAGGAGCUGGAAGUACCUCAUUUUCACCACGAGCUUGUGUAUGAAGCCAUUGUAAUUGUUUUAGAAUCAACUGGAGAAAAUGCAUUCAAGAUGAUCUUAGAUUUAUUAAAAUCCUUGUGGAAGUCUUCUACCAUUACCAUAGACCAAAUGAAAAGAGGUUAUGAGAGAAUUUACAAUGAAAUUCCAGAUAUUAAUCUGGAUGUCCCACACUCAUACUCUGUGCUGGAGAGAUUUGUAGAGGAAUGUUUUCAGGCUGGAAUCAUUUCCAAACAAGUCCGAGAUCUUUGUCCAUCAAGGGGAAGAAAGCGUUUUGUAAGUGAAGGAGAUGGAGGCCGUCUUAAACCAGAGAGCUACUGAACACAAGAACUCUUACAAUCUUAGGUGUGAUAACGGCAGAUCUGAACUUUCCUGACUGCACAGCUAUAAUCUGUAAGAAAGCAACACAACGGGUAAACAAGCUAGAAACAGACAUGAAGUAUGCUUUUAGCAGUCCUACUGAGAUACUAUAUUCAAAAGGACCAGGAUACACCUUCCUAUUAGCAUUGUUAUCGCUAUGUAAGCAUAUGCUACCUACAGCCCUUGCAACAAAUGUUACAUCCCAGAUUCAACUAUACUGUCUGCUCUAAGUGUCUGGAUCAAGUUGUGGAAUAAUGCCUUUCUAAAUAUGCUUUUCCAGGCAGUGCCACCCAUUUAGUGAUGUUUCACUACACUGACGCAACCUUACUAUAUGUCUUUCGCAAUGUUACUACCAAGAUUUAUUAUUUAUAAGGUGGUGAUGCUGGCUUGGUGCCUGCUUUUCCACCCACUGCAAAUUAAUUAUAACCAAGUGAAGCUGCUUUUGUUCUUUGUCAUUCUUGUUCCACUAUUUAGUCCUAAUAAAAGCUUUCUACUUUGUAUCCUUCAA